ACUCCCUCAAGUUCCCACACUAUCGUGGCAUCAGUCGCCUAGGUUCUCUUCCAUGGCACCACCCAAUCGGCCGCCGCCGCCCAACUUCAGCGCCAACUCCGGCUCCGGCUCCGGCUCCGGCAACACCACUUCUCAACAGUCCUACCCUAUUAUCUCUCCUCCUUCCUUCAGCGAUUCCAUAGCCAAUGUAAGCCCUUACCUCAGUGUUGUCUUAGAUCUAGCAAAGCACAAUUAUUAUCACUGGCGUCAUCUGUUCCAUGUCCAUCUCGGACGAUGCGGCCUUCGCCACGACAUCGACGACGACAGCAUCGCUCGGCCUCAAGAUCCUCGCCGGAUGAAAGAUGACUUGGCGGUUAUCCAGUGGAUCUACACGCGCACCAACACGGAGCUCUUCAACCUCGUCGCUUGCGACGGCGCCACUGCUCGAGACCUCUGGGCUGAUCUCCGUCGCCUGUUACAGGACAACAGCGAUGCGCGUAUCAACGCUCUUCGUGGCAAACUCCGUACCAUCACUCAAGGGGACAUGCCAGUCUGCGUCUACUGUCAGCGCGUCAAGGCGAUCGACUACGAACUCUGUGAGCUUGGUGAUCAAACUGAUAAUCGCACGCUAAUCAACGCGUUGCUGGUUGGGCUUAGUGAGCGCUUCGACAAGCAAUCUGCAUUCAUCCCACUGAUGAAACCUCCACCAACUUUCUCCGAAGUACGCAGCUUCCUGCAGAUGGAGGAGAUGACACAGGCCAGGAAGAAUGCUCGUCCCAAAGUUUUCCAUGCCAACGGCAGAUCUGCGCCACCUCCACCUGUUCCACCUCCGGCUCCCGCGGCGCAACCUCCAGCCAUGCAACCGCCACCAGGCUGGCGUCCAAGCCCAAACUACAAAGGGAAGAAUCCAUUUUACCGGCUUCCGAAUUCUGCGGCACCAAGCAUUCCCUGCAUGCCCUCAACUUCACCAAUUGCCUGGCAUGCUCCCACUCAAGAUCCGUGGACCGGUCUCGUGCAGCCGUGGCCACUGACCUGGAACUCUGCGCUGCCACCGGCCUGGACACCGGCGCCACCUCCCGCUUGGACUACGGCUCCACGUCCACACACUGGUUCCCCAGGACUGCUCGGCUCGCGACCACCGGCAAAUGCUUUUCAUGCCUACACCAAUGGCGCCAUGUACCAGACGCCGUCGGCCCCUUCUGCGCCACCGUACCAGAUGCAGCCUCAGUCUUACCCAGUGCAGCCUCCGCCGUACCCGACGCAGACUCCGUCAUACCAGUACCAGCAGGUCCAGCAGGCUGCAGCAUCACUGACUGCUACUAUUCCACUAUACCAGGCUGCACAACACCAUCUGGAGCGCCCACAACUGCUUCCUCGUCAGCUUCGGCACUAAGUUGGGAUCAAGCCGCCUUCAUCGCCGCCAUGAACAAUUUCGCCACUCAGGGAGAAGGAUCUUCAAACCAAGAGGGAGAUCGCAAGAUUCAAUAGCUCUGGCGGCCUGUACACGCCGUCACACGCUCCUACUGCCACUGCCUCAUCAGUCCUCCUUGCUUCCGUCAACAUAUGGCAUCCGUGGCUAGGACAUCCAACCAAGCGAUUUUAUCUUCUGUACUUCAAGAAUUUCAAAUUCCGUGUAAUAUGGAGUCUCAUCGUCCUAGUUUGUGUGAAGCUUGUCAAAAGGGAAAACAUGUUCGUCUCCCUUUCUGUGAUUCUACCACUCGUGUUUCUGAACCUUUUUCUUUGUUGCAUUGUGAUGUGUGGACCUCUCCUACUGUUAGUAUAUUUGGCUUUAAA
Molecule: messenger RNA, 1773 nt
Organism: Brachypodium distachyon (stiff brome)
Lineage: Eukaryota; Viridiplantae; Streptophyta; Magnoliopsida; Poales; Poaceae
Product: DNA-directed RNA polymerase II subunit RPB1-like
Exons: 2
Coding region: 53-1372 (439 amino acids)
Source: RefSeq, a predicted model, not a curated record